AAAUAAAGCAUCUUCAUUGAUUAGACAGAGUCUAGCAUAGCACACAGAUUAAUUUUUGUUGUGUGAUUUACAGUUUGUGAUCUCCAAUUAUUUAAGACAUAGUUAUCUCUAUCUCAAGCUAAUAUUUCUAUCCAUCUUCAGUAGUUAUUUAUUAUGUCUUAUCACCAUUGUUUAUUGGAUGAAUCACUGAGUGAAGUCCAAUAACACAAGAAUACUUUUUUGUCAACAAUAAAUUACUUAUCUUAUCAUUUCAAUAUUAUCUCAUGAUAAUGGAAGUUCAAUGAAAUUUAGAGUGUGACUCAUGCUGUUACUAUGGUAACACUUAAAAAUAAUCAGUAAUAUAUGAUUAUAAGUUUUAUCAAAAGCAUUUUCCUCCUAUUACAUUGUUGAUGUUAGUAUAGAUUCAAACUUUGUUGUGAUCAUUUUCCCGUAGCCUAGUUCUUGAAGAACUUCUUUGAAGAAUGUUUGGCUCCUUAUCUAGCAUUCCUCUUCUAUUCGUAAUUGGAAUUCAUGUAAUUGUUGCAGCCGACUCAGAGGCGUUUGAGACCUCAUGUAUGAAACAGAAAACCACAUAUGGCUAUGAGUACAAUGAGCUUUUCAAAUUCUCCAAUAAAAGCUUGGUGAACGGCACUGUGUAUUUGACGUUCAGAGUGCAGGCAACCAGCAAUGCUCACGUGAUCUUCUCUGUGGGACCAUCGCUGGACACUUAUGGCCAGAUCUACGAGAUCGUUUUGGGAGCGGGCAGAAACACUUUCUGCGACAUACGUCGCUAUAUAUGGAAGAGAGGGGCUGUCUCCAGGGCGAGGGUUUCGCAAAAUGAUCUGUUGUCAGGCAGUGAGCUGCGAGAAUUUACAAUAUCAAUUUCGAGAGAUGGAAUGAUUGAGAUCAGAAAAAGUAGCGACGCAAUUCCUAUUCUCUAUUGGAGAGAUCCUGACCCGAUUCCCAUAAGUUACUUUGGUUUUUCAACAUGGACCAAUAUCUAUGGGAUCUGGUACUUCGAUUGCUAUGGUGUAGGAACAUCCAAAAUCGAUCGACAUCUCACUUUCACUGAAUCACUGAGGCGAGAUUUAAUACAGGGAUAUGAUCGUUUUGCUAUCCCAUUCAAUAUCACUGAAGAUUGGUCGCCAAUCAAUGUCAGUUUUAGCCCAUAUCACGUGGAAUUGGUAAGACCUACCGUAUAUUCAAUCAGUUUGACAAUUCAUGUUAAUUCAAUUUUUCAGAUAUCAAUUUCGAGAGAUGGAAUGAUUGAGAUCAGAAAAAGUAGCGACGCAAUUCCUAUUCUCUAUUGGAGAGAUCCUGACCCGAUUCCCAUAAGUUACUUUGGUUUUUCAACAUGGACCAAUAUCUAUGGGAUCUGGUACUUCGAUUGCUAUGGUGUAGGAACAUCCAAAAUCGAUCGACAUCUCACUUUCACUGAAUCACUGAGGCGAGAUUUAAUACAGGGAUAUGAUCGUUUUGCUAUCCCAUUCAAUAUCACUGAAGAUUGGUCGCCAAUCAAUGUCAGUUUUAGCCCAUAUCACGUGGAAUUGGAUUCAAAGCAAGAACAACUAAUAUUGGUUGGAAAAUUUUUUCUGGCUUGGAAGGAUGAAAAACUGAAAUGGGAUCCAGCCAGCUAUGGCAAUAUAACUUCAUUGCAGCUCAUACAUGGAGAGAUUUGGAAGCCUGAGCUGAUUCUUUACAAUGCUGCUGGUCAUGGAGUAAAUCCUCUGGGGCCGAGUGGAAUGGUUGUCUCCAAUAGAGGAGAGGUAAAUUGGAAUCCAAACUCCAGACUACAGACUCGAUGUUCUUUGGAAUUCAAAUACUUAUUCAAUGAGAAACAUACGUGUGAAAUACAACUUGGAUUGUGGGCGACUCAGGACAUUUUCAGACUUGUCUGGGUGGAAGUUAACUUGCAGGACAAUGGGGUAGCACCUCCGAAGCCAUCAUCAUUGGAACAUUUGAAUGUAACUACAAAGUGGAUUGAAACUCCAUGGUAUGAUAAUAAAGGCAAUGAAAAUUUGGACAUUAAUGGAAAAAGCAGCAACUCGGUGCUUGCGCUGGCAAUGACUGUAAAGUCAAACGAUGAUAACCUCUAUUUAUUUGUUGUUAGUUUACCUGUAAUAGUAUUUACAGUCAUGUUCCUCACGUGCUUUUGGAUACCUUCGUGUGAUGAUUUCAGAGGUUGUCUAAUGGUUUCAGCUUCUAUGCUUUUCAUGGCAUUCUACAAAUUUUUCAGUCUAUUCAGAUCAAGAAACUAUUUUGUUUUGGACAUCACCUAUGCUUUGUUUGCUGUAUGGUUAUGUAUAGCUGGGGCAGCAUCAUGGUUUGCUAGCUCUUUGAGAUCACGUCCAGGAAGUACGAAACCAAACUCAAUUUUGCUUUCAAUAGUGAAACUCGGAUUCAUCAAAAGCUUGUUUUGCUUACCUGGAAGAUCUACUGAGGGCAUUGAUGAGCAGCACAAUAAUGUGGCUGAAGAAGGAGAACAGCCUGGAGAGUGGUAUGCACAGGAAUGGAAAGCCAUCUCCGUAUUGGUUACUCGGAUCACAUUCUACGUCUCAUUAGUCGGUGUAAUUUUAUACUGGCAGUACCAGUUCUGACACAUUAAUUGUUUUUCAAUGUAGAAGAAACUUCAAAUGACUCUUGUCAGCUAUAUAUUUUUUGUUUUUAGCACAGUAGCCUACAGAAAAAAGGAAGAUUAUGAUAUAGUCUGUUCCAUAUCAUUAUAUAAGUAGGGGAAGGAAGGGUAAAGUGGAAUACUUAACUUUACUCUUAUAUGAGAAGCUGUAUUUUUGUUUAUUCAGUAGUAAUUUUUGUGUUCUUAGUUGACUUGGUCUUAAACUCAAGUCAACACCUAUUCAUUCUGAAUUUCCUCCAAUAGUAAUUAUUAAUAGAAUUCAGUAAUUUAUUCACCCUUUAAACAUUCAACUUCACCCAACUGGUUGGGUAAUAAUUAUUAUUCUAAUUCAAUUGGACUCAUCCUAUAAUAAUUUUGAUAAAAUAGUUCAGGCAUUAUCUAAAUAUAUCUACCUUUAUUUGAUUAUAUAGGCCUAUAUUCGACCUAGUACUUAUAAUAAAUAUUCAAUUUCCUAUUAUUUCUUAUCAUCCUAUAAAAAUUAUUGUCUUAUCUCACUCAUUCAUGUAUAUCCCUUAUAGCCUAUUGUAUGUUAGAUAAAUAAACUAGUUUAUUGGGAAAA
Messenger RNA from Nilaparvata lugens (brown planthopper), 3173 nucleotides. RefSeq lists its product as uncharacterized. Gene Ontology annotation, molecular function: extracellular ligand-gated monoatomic ion channel activity. Gene Ontology annotation, cellular component: membrane. Lineage: Eukaryota; Metazoa; Arthropoda; Insecta; Hemiptera; Delphacidae. The transcript is spliced from 13 exons. Gene Ontology annotation, biological process: monoatomic ion transport. The coding region runs from base 462 to 2576 and encodes 704 amino acids. The record is from RefSeq and is a predicted model, not a curated record.